AUGUGGAAGUCUCCGCUAAAACCAGGCAAACGCGGGUCCUUGCUCAGUGACACCCUUGGGAUGAGUUUCUUGAGUCGCGCAUGGCCGUGGAUACCGUGGAGGCGAAGUAGCAUGAGAAUUUUUUUGGAUCCAAGCUGGGACUUGCUCCACUCAAGACACAAGGACCUUACCUGGUGA
Molecule: messenger RNA, 177 nt
Organism: Colletotrichum orchidophilum
Lineage: Eukaryota; Fungi; Ascomycota; Sordariomycetes; Glomerellales; Glomerellaceae
Exons: 1
Coding region: 1-177 (58 amino acids)
Source: RefSeq, a predicted model, not a curated record